Aureobasidium namibiae CBS 147.97 is the source of this 2523-nucleotide messenger RNA. RefSeq lists its product as uncharacterized. The record is from RefSeq and is a predicted model, not a curated record. Gene Ontology annotation, molecular function: zinc ion binding; sequence-specific DNA binding; DNA-binding transcription factor activity, RNA polymerase II-specific. The annotation marks the transcript as partial. Lineage: Eukaryota; Fungi; Ascomycota; Dothideomycetes; Dothideales; Saccotheciaceae. Gene Ontology annotation, biological process: DNA-templated transcription; positive regulation of transcription by RNA polymerase II. The transcript has 3 exons.
UCUGGAGAUGGUGCUGCUGUCGCCGGCGCUGCUUCCAAUGGCGCGUCUUCGGCUUCGUCGUCAAACUUUCGCAAUGUCAGCGCGUGUAAUCGAUGUCGUUUGAGGAAGAACCGCUGUGAUCAGAAGUUGCCGGCAUGUACGAGUUGCGAAAAGGCCAAUGUCAAAUGUGUCGGCUUCGAUCCUGUCAGCAAACGCGAAAUACCAAGGAGCUAUGUGUAUUAUCUGGAGAGCCGAGUGCAGCAUCUAGAGUCUUUGCUUCAAGCCAACAGUAUUCCUUUUGCGCCGACGGAUGACUUCAGCAUGAGCGUGGCAUCACCUGUCUCUCCUACUUUACCGGCCGCAGGCGAAGCAGCGGUUGCCGGUGCGCAAAAGUACAUUGACAGCAAUGCUGGUACCGUUUCUGUAUCCAGCGAACAGACCGAGCAGAAGCAUCUCUCUAACCUCGUACACAACAUUGGAAACGUGUCAGUACUGGGCGCUUCAGAUUCUCGGUAUCUUGGAUCUACUUCUGGAAUUUCUUUCGCUAGGGUUGUCUUUGCCGCAGUCAAGAGCUCGGUAUCAGGAUCCACUUCCGAGCGUGGUGGCGUCCGUCCAUCGAAACCGCUUACCAGUGCAGCUACUGGAGGCACUACUAUGAGAGACUCGUUCUUCGGCCUUCAAACGAAACCGGCAAUCAAACCGGCGACAUUUCCUGACAAGGACAUUGGACGACGAUUGAUGGAGCUAUACUUUGAGCACUCCAAUCCUCAAAUACCAAUUCUCCAUCGAGGAGAAUUCAUGGCACUGUUUGAAAAGGUUUACGCUACUGAUGAGAAGAAAAGGACACCAAGGGAGCUAUAUAUGCUCAAUAUUGUCUUUGCCACAGGUGCUGGAGUCAUUCUGGAAGCUUCUGACAAGAAUGGUGAUGCAGAGAACGCAGCUGAUGCCAAAGCUGGACACAGUCGCAAGAGACAAAAGCUAUCUCACGAGCAAUGCCGACCGGAAGAGUAUCAUGCUUCGGCUAUAGUACAUCUGGAAUCGUUCCUUGGAUCUUCUUCUUCUGGAACGGAAGGCAUUGGAGGCGGUCUUGAAGAACUGCAGGCUGUUCUCCUUCUAGCAGGAUUUGCAUUACUUCGGCCCGUUGCACCAGGUCUCUGGUAUAUCGUAGGAGUUGCUGUUCGUCUUGCCGUCGACCUUGGUCUUCACAAUGAGGACCCGGAAGCUUCGGCAGAGGCUAGCGCAGAGCAGACCGAGAUGACUAAUGCUGCGAGAGAAGAGUACGGACGCCGCCAGUACAUUCGAGAUUUCCGAAGAAGGCUGUGGUGGUGCGUAUAUUCUUUCGAUCGCCUGGUUUCGACGUGUGUUGGCAGACCGUUCGGUAUCACCGACCAGGUCAUCACUACCGAAUUCCCAACAUUGCUUGACGACAAGUACAUCACGCCUAGCGGUUUCUUGAAUCCGCCGCAGAACGAGUACGGCAGUAUACCGAGCUACAAGCAUGUCUCCUAUCAUUAUUUCCGCCUACGCUUGUUGCAGUCAGAGGUACUGCAAGUUUUGCAGCAUCGCCAAACUCAGCAGUUCCGAGAAAGAGGCACAGUGAAUGGUGCCAAUCGAUGGAUGCACACGGAUCUCCCUUCACCAUUCUUGUCAAGAUACUCGAGCUUCAGAGAGUGGCGAGGUGAUAUUGAUCGAAGGUUGUACGAGUGGAUCGAGUCUUCACCUACACAGACAAUGACUGGAGUCGCCUUCUCGCCACUGUUCUUGGAGCUCAACUACUGGCUUACCGUGACUAUGCUAUACCGACAAUCGCUUUCAGUACCUCCAUCACUUGCUGGAGAGUUGGAUGCCGCUACUGGCGAUGAUGUCACCAGUCCGGGCCACGUCGACUACGAAGAAGAAGACGAGGAGAUGGUGUUCUUGAAAGUGGCUGAAGCUGGACAAAAGACACUGAAAAUUUACCGUCAACUACAUCGUGUGAGAUUGGUCAACCAUACUUUCCUGGCUACACACCACCUAUUCAUGUCUGGUAUAUCUUUCUUGUAUGCCAUCUGGCACUCUACCGUAGUGAGAUCAAAGCUCACACUGGACGAUGUCGACUUUACUAUUCUGGCAGCAACAUCUGUGCUGGGAGAUAUGAUUGAGAAGUGUCCCCCAGCCGAAGCGUGUCGUGAUGCAUUUGAUCGCAUGAGUAAAGCGACCAUUGCAAUGGUAGAGCAGACAACAGGAUUCGGAUCCCAAGCGCUGCGAUAUAUCGCACAAGCACAAAAAGUACAGCAACACGCGGAUGUGUCUGCUGCAGGGGAGCGUAACAUCAGAAAGAUGAAUCCUAAUACAGCCAUAGCGGCCCCCAGUCACGGCAGGCCUCAACAGCAGCAGCAACAACAGCAUCAGCAGCACGCGCAACAAGUUAGACGACCUAUGCCACGAUUUGACAUGAAUCUACGGGAUCUGUUCACAGAUGACGAGUCAACCAACCGACCGUCGGCACAACGAAGAGCACCAUUCCCAAUGUCCAGGCCACCAGUUGCGGCAGUCAAGCGUGAA